Messenger RNA from Mesorhabditis spiculigera, 336 nucleotides. NCBI's taxonomy places the organism in Eukaryota, Metazoa, Nematoda, Chromadorea, Rhabditida, Rhabditidae. The record is from the annotation of a GenBank genome assembly.
AUGAAAUUCCUCGUCCUUGCCGCCCUCGUUGCCGUCGGCGCUGCCACCGUGUUCAACUGCGACAACACGUGCGACUUCCAGACGCUGAGCAUCGACGACACAAUGCAGCUCAAUACCCUGCCCGGCUCUGAUGACCCGUCCAACCCCAGCUGCAUGGUUGUCAACGCUGCCUGCGGCGCUCAGGAUGACCAGAUCUUGAUCAACGAUAUGAUGCCCGUGAUGCCCACCGUCGGCCAAAACGGCAUCCAGCUCACCUGCCAGCAGCAGCAGUGGUUCUUCGAGGACGUCCCGGUCUCGACGCUCUCCUGCUUCUCCACCCAGCCGGCCGGUGGUUUC